AUUACAGUAGAUAAUCUAUGGUUCAAGAAUGUGCUGUUAUUUUACAUCAUUUUACAUGCGACAGUUUAUAGGUUAUUCUUACCGCGAAUGUUUUUGUUUAUUUUUAUAGCAAAAUGUAACAAAAUAUUAUGCCAUAAUAGGCAAUUGUAUUAUUAGAUUACCAUUUUUAUCUCGAUUCUCAUUCUAAUCGUGUAAUCGUUUAAGUUAUUAGAAUCAUAAAUUUUAGAUUUUUAGAUUUAAAUUCUAGACAAAUUUUUAAACUGUAAAAAAAAUGAAUAAAUUGUCGAUUAUCGAGCGAAACGUGCGAUUGCAGCUGCGACGUAUGAACACUAGUGGUGCAAAACAAAAACAAACUCCGAACGUGUAUUGUUCGCAGCUGGUUAGGAAGUGUGAUUAUGAGAACUUCCUCUGUACGCUAUUACUUCCACACAGUAUUAAAUCAGCAGCGUUUGCUAUACGGGCGUUUAAUGUUGAAGUGGCACAGGUGGAGGAUCAAGUGAGCGACACUAGGAUAGGUGCUAUGCGAUUACAUUUUUGGAUGGAUGCUUUGAACGAGACUUAUGACGAUAACCCACCGAGAAGUCCCGUGGCGUUGGAGUUAUACAGGAUUCUCCAGUGGCACAAGCUAUCCAAACGCUAUUUCAAGCGCUUGAUCGAGGCUCGUUUGAACAAACUGAGCGGCUCAACAUUCGUGGAUCUGGAAUCGCUCGAGAGGUAUUGUGAUUACACCACGUCGUCGAUAUAUUAUUUGCUGCUAGAGGCACAGGGCACGGCAAGCCUCAAUGCCGAUCACGCGGCUAGUCAUUUCGGCAAGGCGCACGGUCUAGUCACUUUGAUACGUUCCGUGCCGUAUAAUGCCCGAAAACGAGCGAUGGUAUUGCCGCAGGAUAUUUUGAUGAAAAACAACGUCUCCUUCGAAUCCAUCUUUCAGGGGCAGUCGAGCGCUGGAUUCAAAGACGCUGUACUUGAAGUUGCAUCUUGUGCCAAGCAGCAUUUGAAAAUGGCAACAUCGCUUAGAAAGACUGCAGGAAAAGAUCUCAAUGUGAUAUUUCUACCAACAGUUUGCGUUGAGAAUUAUUUAGAAGAACUAAGGAAAGUAGACUUCGACGUUUUUCAUCCAACAUUACAAAGAAGAAAUGGUUUUCUCCCGUUACAAUUACUGUGGAGAAAGAUGUGGUUUUAGGGUGGCUUCAACCAAACUCCAGUUAACUUAUUACCUAACUUUAUUUCUACAAUAUAGAUUACUUUAAUCUUGAUUAAACUUAAUUUUAAUUUUGAUUUAAUUUUUAAUUUUUUUUUUUCGUAAUUCUCAAAAUUAGAAAAAGAGUAAGUUAAACCGAGAUUAAAGUUUAUUUACAUUAGUAGAAAAGGAUUUUAAUUAGUUAUUAAUUCAACCAGCAGAAUUACAGUAAAAUUUCUAAUUAUAUGUAUAAUUCGUUGUUCCUAAUUUCUUUCUUUUCAAUUAAAGAAUAAAAAAUUUAUUAAGUUAUGUUAAAAAUUAUGGGCGAAUUCGUCCUUAGGGUAACUUUGAUUAAACUUCAAUCAACUUAUCGAAUAAUAAACUUGUUUUAUUUCGUUAACAUUGAAUAUAGAAUUAUUAAGUUUUUAUUAACAUUUGAAAAAAAUGAUGAGAUUGGAGACAACAAAUUAUAUAUUUUGAAAUUUGUUUCUAGCAAUUCUGCCGAUUAAAUUAACCGUUGAUUAAGUUAAUGGAAGUUUGAUCGAAGUCGCCCUAUUGAUAAUAUAUAAUAUAUAUAAAGUUUGAAAUAUGUUCAAGAUAA
Molecule: messenger RNA, 1781 nt
Organism: Solenopsis invicta (red fire ant)
Lineage: Eukaryota; Metazoa; Arthropoda; Insecta; Hymenoptera; Formicidae
Gene: sicily
Product: NADH dehydrogenase (ubiquinone) complex I, assembly factor 6
Exons: 4
Coding region: 272-1183 (303 amino acids)
Biological process (GO): biosynthetic process; mitochondrial respiratory chain complex I assembly
Cellular component (GO): mitochondrion
Source: RefSeq, a predicted model, not a curated record